Molecule: messenger RNA, 3830 nt
Organism: Oncorhynchus masou masou (cherry salmon)
Lineage: Eukaryota; Metazoa; Chordata; Actinopteri; Salmoniformes; Salmonidae
Gene: hdgfl3
Product: HDGF like 3
Exons: 6
Coding region: 595-1218 (207 amino acids)
Source: RefSeq, a predicted model, not a curated record
UAUUGCUGCAUAUACUUUGGCAGUACUCGGGUUAGUUUGACACCUAUGGCACUGGCAGACCUAUUUUCUGACAUAAUUUAUUUAGCAUAUUUAAGUAGCCUGCAGGCUACUCAAAAUGUAGGCUGUAAUUGAAAACAAUACUGCAUUUUAAAUUGUGCCUCUGCAAGGACAGGCAAGAAAUUGGUUAUGUAGUCUAGGAAUUACCCAUAUUUUCUGUCUCUAUUUGAGGAGUAGCCGAAUUUUGGUGAGAGUCCAUGUUCUCCAUGCCGCUGUCCUUUUUAAAUUAAUACAUCCACUAUUGAGGACGUUUUUAAAAUUAUUAUUAUUAUUAACAUUCUCUAAGGACUACAGUGACAGCUUCUCGACGUUGGGAUUUAGGUUUUGUACCUGUAUUCUUGCGCUGAUCUACACAUUUUCGUGCAUGAGGCACCGUUUCCAGGCCUUAUCCUUUGCUUUAAUUAUUUAUUUGCGUGUAAACUGCGGUCUUGCUAUCAAAACAUUGAUUGUCGAUGAUCCCCAUCUCUGUUGAGGGCCGAACUAAAACACCUUUAUUUAUUUUCAUCUCAAAUUGGAGUAGACUGGCACACAGUCAUUAUGGCUCGUCCACGGCCGCGGGAGUACAAGGCAGGAGAUUUGGUUUUUGCGAAGAUGAAGGGAUACCCACACUGGCCAGCGAGGAUUGAUGAACUUCCAGAGGGAGCUGUCAAGCCACCUGCUAAUAAAUAUCCCAUAUUUUUCUUUGGCACACAUGAAACUGCCUUCCUGGGCCCCAGGGAUCUCCUACCAUACAAGGAGUACAAGGACAAGUUUGGCAAGUCCAACAAGAGGAAAGGUUUCAACGAGGGUCUGUGGGAGAUCGAGAACAACGCAGGGGUCAAAUUCACCGGCUAUCAGGCCAUCCAGCAGCAGAGCUUUUCCAAGACGGCGGGAGAAGGAGGAGACGUGGCAGACGGGAGCAGUGAAGGGGAGGAGAGAGAUUCCAUAGAGGAGGUGGAGGAUGACCAAGGCAAACUGAAGGAAGACAGGGCCGGGUUCAAACGGAAAAGGACGGCCUCCUCUAAGUCAUCCAAGCUGUCCAGGAUCUCGUCUGGAGAUGAGGAUCUGGAGGACGGGAAAGAGGAGGAUCAGAAGAGCGGAUCGGAGGGGGGAGACCCCGAUAACGGCAUCAUUCAGAACACUGCCGACAGCAAGAACCAGCUGCUGAGAGAAGAACAUUAGGUGCUGUGGACACCUGCAGAGGGAAAGGAAGGUAUUCAUUGUUGCUGUCACGUGAUAUUGGAAUGAUCAAACUCCCAUAAUCACCACCUCUAGCACUACCUGUAAUGGGCCAUUCACGUCUAUCUCUAUGUAGAAAAUAGCACAUAUCUACUACAGUAUAUCACUAAAUCUGUACAACUCUGCUUCAGCCAAUAAACGCCCAAGCUUGACUAGAGCCAAGGUAACUAGCUCCAAAACAACAUACACACACACUUGUGUCCCCGUCUCUUUCAAAAUCAGAACACCACAUUUCAUAUCUAAACAGUGUAAAAUAAGCAUCAAUCGAUAUUUAUAUUGACCCUUAGCCUCCACUAUCUGAUUAAUCCAUCAAUGAUGUCAUAUAGGUAAACAUGUUAGCUAUGUUUGAUAAAACUUCUAUAAAUAUACAGUAUAAUAUACUCCCUUGUGGUCUAUGAUGAUUGAUAUAUGUUGGGUAUUGCAGUGUUAUGAUCAUACUAGUUGUAUCUUGGAUUUGCUUUUAUAAAACAAUGGAUUAAGGGGAGGGACUAGCUUAGGGUUGCAAAAUUCCAGUACAUUUUCAAAACUUUCCAGUUUUCCAGAAAUCCCGGUUGGAAUAAUCCUGCAAUCAGGGGGGAAUAAGCAGGAAAUACGGUGAUCAUACGACUGGAAUUCAUGGGAAACCUGAGAAUUUGGGGAAAGUUACUGGAAAUUUGAAAUGUGUGUUUAACUGACUGUAUAACAUAUCCAUAUCACUCAGCACUGUAUGUUGCUCUUUUAUGUAACCGCAAAAGAUGAAUGGGAACAGACAUAGAUAAAUGUACGAAGUGUUGUGCACAAACCGACUCUCUAACUCUCUAUCUAUAUAUUUGACUUUGGUUGUAGAGUAUAGGGCCAGUAUUCUACCUGACUGAUCUAGCUAACUACUCGUCCGCAUUCCAAAUGGAAUCCUAUCACCUACAUACUUUUGUGCACUACGCUGCCUUCAUCUUUCUAUGGGAAGUGAUGAAUCGGUUUUAACCUGUGUCAGUAGACAGUAGUAUAUUUUAAAAGCUUUCUAUAGUGGCAUGCUCAACUGUUGUACACAACUACCUAGUUAUUUUCUUAACGUUUUCAAUUAUACUGAACAAAAAGGUAAACGCAACAUGUAAAAUGUUUCAUGAUGAGCUGAAAUAAAAGAUCCCAGAAAUGUUUCAUACGCACAAAAACAUUCUUUCUCUCAAAUUUGGUGCACAAAUUUGUUUACAUCACUGUCAGUGAGUAUUUCUCCAUUGCCAAGAUUACUGACAGGUGUGGCAUAUGAUUAAAUUAGCAUUACACAGGUGCUCCUUGUGCUAGGGACAAUAAAAGUUUGUCACACAACACAAUGCCACAGAUGUCGCAAGUUUUGAGUGAGCAUGCAAUUGGCAUGGUGACUGCAGGAAUGUCCACCAGAGCUGUUACCAGAGAAUUGAAUGUUCAUGUCUCUACCAUAAGCCGCCUCCAACGUCAUUUUAGAGAAUUUGACAGUACAUCCAACCAGCCUCACAACCGCAGACCACGUGUAACCACACCAGCCCAGGACCUCCACAUCCAGCUUCUUCACCUUCGGGAUCGUGUGAGACCACCCACCUGGACAGCUGAUGAAACUAAGGCGUAUUUCUGUCUGUGUAAAAAUGCUUUUGUGGGGGAAAACUCAUUCUGAUUGGCUGGGCCUGGCUCCCAAGUGGGUGGGUCUAUGCCCUCCCAGGCCCACCCAUGGCUGCGCCCCUGCCCACUCAUGUGAAAUCAAUAGAUUAGGGACUAAUUAAUUCAUUUAAAUUGACUGAUUUUGUUAUAUGAACUGUAACUCAGUAAAAAUGUUGAAAUUGUUGCAUGUUGCGUUUAUAUAAACUCAGUAAAAUCUUUGAAAUUGUUGCAUGUUGCGUUUAUAUAUUUGUUCAGUAUACCUGCUGUUUUUCCAUUCACACUUCUUCCACAGUGCGGUGAAUGAGAAAAAAAGACAUAACACAACCAUUUUUGCAAGCACCUUUCUCAGACGAUAUAUUGGUUUUCAUCCUGAGGCAUUUAAGACAUGUUGGAAACUCAGAAAUACAAGCUUCCGAGUUAAAACAACAACAUUUGAACUGCCCUCCAACUAUUUACAAGUGACAUCACCUACUAAGGAAAUUACCUCGAUAACGAAAUCAGCGUUCUCAACGAGUUCAAGGCAUGUGAAUGCACACAACUCGUUUCUCAGAGUUUUCAAGUCAUAUUUUCAGAGUUUCCGACUUGUCAUGAAUGCAGCUUUAGUGUUUGGUAUAAAGUUGGCACCUGGCAUACUGGAAAAUUGUGUUUUCUGCCUUGGUUCAGCUUUCAAACUUACUCUUACACACUCACAUCAAUGGUAUGCCAGUAGCCUGCUCUCCUUCCUAUGUCUUUAUGAAAAAUAUAUUCUAUUUAUUUUUUUGAUGAUAGUUGAUUAUAAUACUGUGUGAAAUGUAAACUCAUACAUUUUAAUUUUUUUUUAUUUAAACCUUUCAAUCUUUGUUAAUGCUCGAAUUAGAACAUGUUUUACAUUUUAAAGGUUUGUAGUUUAAAGUAAACUGUUGCUGUUUAUGGACAAGACUUUUACAGAAUAAACUCAUUGGAAUGCA